UACUACAUAACACCACAACGAGACGCCCAGGAGUACUCGGCCGCCUCCGUACAGACCACAGACAAAUACGGCGGGGGUGUGGGCUAUAGGCCGAGUCAUAACUCGGAAAUGUAUGGCAACGCUGUGGCCAUCGCACGCAUGUCAGCGCUCGCCGACGAUAAGGAGAGUGAGCAGGAGUUCAAUGAUAGGGCCCAGAGGUUGAGGGCAGCUAUUAUUGAGCACUUGUGGGACCCAAACAGACAGUUCUUUUACCACAUGCAAAGGGAAAACAACACAAACCACACACUGUUGGACACUCGGGAAGAGGUGGGUCUCUAUCCGUGGCGUUUCUCAGUGCCCGACGAGCGGCACAACUACUCGCUAGCAUUUAACCAACUCUUCAACCCCGAGGGUUUUGGCACCCGAUACGGGCCGUCCACCUGCGAGACUCGGAGCAAGUGGUACGACGGGACGCAACGGUCGGGAUGUUGCUGGUGGAACGGCAACUCAUGGCCCUACUCCACAGCCCAUGUGCUCAGUUCG
Molecule: messenger RNA, 522 nt
Organism: Medioppia subpectinata
Lineage: Eukaryota; Metazoa; Arthropoda; Arachnida; Sarcoptiformes; Oppiidae
Source: the annotation of a GenBank genome assembly